This is a messenger RNA of Metarhizium brunneum ARSEF 3297, 1821 nucleotides long. RefSeq names its product Phosphate-repressible phosphate permease pho-4. Gene Ontology annotation, biological process: phosphate ion transmembrane transport. Lineage: Eukaryota; Fungi; Ascomycota; Sordariomycetes; Hypocreales; Clavicipitaceae. Gene Ontology annotation, cellular component: membrane. The record is from RefSeq and is a predicted model, not a curated record.
AUGACUCUUCACCAAUACGACUACGUCUUUGCUAUUGGCACCUUCUUUGCCCUGCUUGAUGCCUUCAACAAUGGCGCAAAUGAUGUGGCCAACUCUUGGGCCACGAGUGUUUCCUCGAGAUCCAUCUCCUAUAGACAGGCCAUGAUUUUCGGUACCGUCUUUGAAAUGCUUGGCGCCAUCACCGUCGGCGCCCGUACUGCUGAAACAAUCAAGAACGGCAUUAUUCCCAACUCGGCCUUCCAGAACAAUGCUGGUGUUCAGAUGCUUGCUUUUACUUGCGCUCUUGCCGCCGCUUCGUCUUGGGUCAUGUGGUGCACGCGUCACUCAGCUCACGUCUCCUCCACCUACUCCUUAAUCUCUGCCGUUGCCGGUGUUGGUGUUGCUACUGUCGGCGCCUCCAAGGUUCAAUGGGGUUGGAAUGACGGAAAGGGUCUCGGUGCCAUCUUUGCUGGUCUAGGCAUGGCCCCGGUCAUCUCUGGCGGUUUUGCUGCUACUAUCUUCAUGCUCGUCAAGUUGGUUGUCCAUAUGCGCAAGAAUCCCGUUCCCUGGGCUGUCUACACCUCUCCCUUCUUCUUCCUUAUUGCCGCCACCAUCUGCACCCUCUCGAUUGUUUAUAAGGGCUCACCCAAUCUGGGUCUUGGCAAGAAACCCGCCUGGUAUAUUGCCGCAGUGACUCUGGGCACUGGUGGUGGCGUGGCUAUUCUCGCCGCCAUCUUUUUCGUACCCUUUGUCCAUGCCAAGGUCAUUAAGAAGGAUCCAAGUAUUCAGUGGUGGCACUUCAUCUUUGGCCCCCUGCUCUUUAAGCGCCCUGCGCCUGAGAAUGCCGAACGAGCUAAUGUCCCCAACUACGCCGUUGUUCAGCAUGACGACGACCUUGAAGAGUCUGCCACGCACUCUCCCAAGCUGACGGCCGAGGAUGGACAGGGCAAGGAGCAUGGCAUCAUGUCCAUGUCCGAGGCCACCAGGGGGGGCAACGAGAAGAGCCUAGCCAACCUGGAGGCCACCCAAAAGUCUUACAAGGAGCUCGUUGCUGAGGGUGAGGCCCGAUUCAACGCUCGCCUGAUGAAGAAGCGUGGGCCCCUCGGCUGGGCCAUGCGAACCCUACGCGACAACCCUAUGGGCGCUGGUCAGAUCUACGAAUUGCACAACAUCAAGAUCCUUGCCAAGCGCAUUCCUGCCAUGGUUGUUUCUGGUCUCUUGUACGGUCUUCACUAUGAUAUCCACGCCGCCCAGACCGGCAUUGAGGGCACCCCUGAAGGCGAACGCAUGAAGCGCGUCUACGCUGCCGCUGAAAAGUACCCCAACGAAGUCGAGCAUACCUACUCGUUUGUUCAGGUCCUUACUGCCUGCACUGCUUCCUUUGCUCACGGCGCCAACGAUAUUGGCAACUCUGUCGGUCCCUGGGCUGUCAUUUAUGGUGCCUGGAAGACGGGCAAUGCUGCCCAGGCCAAGGCUCCCGUCGACGUCUGGCAGCUCGCUGUGCUCUCUGCCACCAUUUCCGUUGGCCUCAUCACAUACGGUUACAACAUCAUGAAGGUCAUGGGCAACAAGAUCACGUACCACUCUCCAAGCCGUGGAAGCUCCAUGGAGAUGGGCGCCGCCAUCACCGUCCUGGUCUUUUCUCAAUUCUCCCUUCCCGUAUCUACUUCCAUGUGCAUUACCGGUGCUACUGUCGGCGUCGGUCUCUGCAACGGAACCCUCAAGGCCGUCAACUUUCAGCGAGUGGGGCUUUUGCUCUUCUCCUGGAUCAUGACCAUCCCCAUUGCUGGCACCCUUGGCGGUGUCAUCAUGGGCCUGUUCCUGAAUGCCCCUAAAUUUUAA